AUGAGGAACCUCAAAAAGAUAGAGAGAACAUAUCAGAGAGAGAAGGAGGAGGGCCAUAAGAUCAUCCACAUUGGUAAGACCUGUUGUCUCUUCUACACACACAUAAGUUCCACACCAGUCAUCAUGUUGCAUCAUUGUUUCAAUAUAAAACUACUGACCCAAAAUGGACAAGUUGAUCUGGUAUCAACUUAAAUGUAAUGUACACAGGGAAUGUAGAAUUGAAAACCCAACUGGAUCUCAAUGACCCUGGUAAAAAGUAGUGCACCAUAGCCUUUUGGGGGCCCUAAGCAACAUUUUGUUUAGGUUUUUGAGUACAUUUCCUCCAAAUAUACGCAUUGCAAUGGGAAGAGAAAAUAUUGCAGUUUUUAAACAAGUUUGCUGCAAUUCUACCAUGGGGUGGAGAGAAGAUUUUACAAUUAUAGAAAACAUUUCAUGCAAUUUUACACAUUUUGCCAUGGGGUGGAGAGAAGAUUUUGCAGUUUUAAAGAUAAUUUCCUGCAGUUCUAAACAUUUUGCCAUGGGGUUGAGUGAAAACUGCAGUUUGAAAUCUAAUUUCCUUAAAUUCUACACAUUUUGCCAUGGGGUUGAAAGAAAAUGUUGCAGUUUUAAAGCUAAUUACUGGUAGUUCUGCACAUUUUGCCAUGGGAUGGAGAUAAAUGUUUGCAGUUUUUAAGCUAAUUUCCUGCAAUUCUACACAGUUUGCCAUGACUAAUGCCAUGUUAAGAUGAUAUCUGAAUGAGAGUGAUUAACAAUAUAAAUGGUGGCUCACUGCAGGUCAAGGCCCCUGGGCACGUGCCCUUCGUGCCUGGUCCAUCAUUCGAUCAUGAUUACUGCAAGUUUAGAUAGCUGGCUAGACUAAUUUACCAAUCUAAAAUAUGUUAGCUAACAUGGCUAAUUGAGUGACUGACUGACAUACAAGAAAAAUACUGCUGAUUUAACAACCAGGAAUUAUUGCACUUUAUUGACAAAUACCAUGCCUUGCUCAAUUGAAAAGAGUAUAGAAUCAUUGAGAUCCAAUUGGGGGUUCUGUUCUUAAUUCCCUGUGUCCACCCCAUCCUUUUUACGCUGCUGCUACUCUGUUAAUUAUGUAUGCAUAGUCACUUUAACUCUACCCACAUGUACAUAUUACCUCAACUACCUCAACUAGCCGGUGCCCCCGCACAUUGACUCUGCAACGGUACCCCCCUGUAUAUAGCCUCCCUACUGUUAUUUUAUUUUACUUCUGCUCUUUUUUUCUCAAUACUUUUUUUGUUGUUGUUUUAUUUUUAAAAAUAAAUGCACUGUUGGUUAAGGGCUGUAAGUAAGCAUUUCACUGUAAUGUCUGCACCUGUUGUAUUCGGUGCAUGUGACCAAUACAAUUUGAUUUGAUUUGAUUUGAUACCUGAUCCCCUAAGUUGAAUGUGAACUCUGCUUCUUCUCCCCUCCCAGUCAUCCCUGGACACACAGUGCUAACAACCCACAUCACCAGGGCCGAGAGAGAGAGGGAGAAGAGGAAGGAGCUCCUGAAGGAUGAGGAGAUAAGGAAGAAGCUGGAGGAUUAUAAUAAGCAGUGGAGAGCGCAGUCCCUGCUUAGAAAACAACAUCAACGUAAAGAGGAGAGGGAGAGGAUGAAGGAACAGUCCCUAAAUGAAAAGCAGGAGAAAUGGCUGGAGCAGAUGAAUCUGGAGGCUGAUGCUCAAAUCAAGAAGUGCAGCACCCAGUACAUCACCCGCUGUCCAACCAAGAGCUUAAGCCAAGAGCCCGUUGGAUCUGGAGAUGGCCAGCAGGAGAGGCCAAGGAGGCCACAGGCAUGGGCAGAGAACCAGCAGGGGGGGGGCAGAGACCCAGCAGAUAGAGGCUCAAGAAGAGGCUGA
Coregonus sp. 'balchen' is the source of this 1853-nucleotide messenger RNA. The record is from the annotation of a GenBank genome assembly. NCBI's taxonomy places the organism in Eukaryota, Metazoa, Chordata, Actinopteri, Salmoniformes, Salmonidae.